GGAAAAACUCCAGACUCCGCCACCCCGGAGCCUUCAUCCCCCUCCCCGCCACCCUCCUCCUCCUCCUUUCAGUUAUCCCAGGACCUUCCUCCUCCUCCUCCUCCUCGUCAUCCCGGGAUCUUCCUCCCGCUCCCUCCUCCUCCUCCUUUCCGUUAACCGGAGACCUUCAUCCUCCUCCUCCUCCUCCUCCUCCUCGUCCUUCCUCCGUUAUCCCGGCAAAACCUUCUCCGUUAUUCCUGAAAUCUUCCUCCCUCCCUCCUCCUCCUCCUCCUCCUCCUCCUUUGAGUUAUCCCGGGACUUUCCUCCUCUCCUCUUCGUCAUCCCAAGAAAAAAUUCUUCUCCUCUUCGUCACCCCGGGGCCUUCCUCCCUCCCCCGCCCUCCUCCUCCUCCUCCUCCUCCGCUCUCCCGGGAAAAGUUUUGCCGGUUCCGUCAUCCCUGGACCUUCCUCCUCCUCCUCCUCCUCUUCGUCAUCCCGGGGCCUUCAUCCCAUCCCCGCCCUCCCUCCGCUGUCCCGGGAUCUCCCUCCCUCCCUCCCUCCCUCCCUCCCCCUCCUCCUCCUUCCUCCGUUAUCCAGGGAAAAACUUCACCGUUAUUCCUGAGAUCUUCCACCCUCCCUCCUCCUCCUUCUCCUCCUCCUCCUCCUUUCGGUUAUCCCGGGACUUUCCUCGUCCUCUUCUUCGUCAUCCCAAGAAAAAAUUCUCCUCCUCUUCGUCACCCCAGGGCCUUCAUCCCUCCCCCGCCCGCCCUCCUCCUCCUCCGUCAUCCCAGGAAAAACUUCUCCAUUAUUCGCGGGAUCUUCCUCCCUCCCGCUUCCUCCUCCUUCUCCGUUAUCCCGGGACCUUCAUCCCACCCCCGGGACCUUCCUCCUCCUCCUCCUCGUCAUCCCGGGAUCUCCCUCCCCCUCCCUCCCCUCCUCCUCCUCCUCCUCCUCCUCCUCCUCCUCCGUCAUCCCAGGAAAAACUUUUCCUCCUCCGUCAUCCCGGAGCCUUCAUCCCCCCCCCCUCAUCCUCCUCCUCCGCUAUCCGGGCAAAAACUUCUCCGUUAUUCCCGAGACCUUCCUCCCUCCCUCCUCCUCCUCCUCCCCGCUAUCCCGAGACCUUCCUCCCUCCCCCGCUCCCUCCUCCUCCUCCUCCUCCUCCUCCUCCUCCUCCUCCUCGUCAUCCCGGGGGAAUCUUUUCCUCCUCCGUCAUCCCGGGAUCUUCAUCCCCUCCCCGCCCUGCUCCUCCUCCUCUUUUCCGUUACCCGGGGCCUUCCUCCCUCCUCCUCCUCCUCCUCCUCGUCGGGGCCAUGGGGGGGGGUCUCGGCGGGGCCCCCCCUCUCCUGUCGCUGUCGCUGUCGCUGUCGCUGCUGGUGGCGGCCGCAGCCCCGGGAGCGACCCCGGCCCCGCCCGGUGUGCGGUUCCUGGAGGAGCCCUCGGACACCGUCGCUGCCCCCGGCGGCUCCGUGCGCCUGCGCUGCCGCGUGCGGGGGGCGGGGCCAGGGCUGGGGGCGGGGCCCGAGCUGGGGGCGGGGCCCCCCGAGCUGGGCUGGGAGCGCGACGGCGCCGCCCUCGAUGGGGACACGGACCUGGCGCAGGUGGCGCUGCCGGAUGGGGGAUGGGUGGCCACCAGCCAGCUCAGCCUCUCUCCCGUCUCUGGCUCCGACUCCGGCCGCUAUCGCUGCUGGGCGCGCGCGGGGGGCGGGGCGCGGCUGCUCUCCCGCGAGGCUCACCUGGAGCUGGCAGGUCUCCCGGUGUUCCUGGAGGAGCCCCAGGACCGCGCUGUUCCCGCUCUCGCCCCGUUCUCGCUGCGCUGCUCCGCCCGCGGCCCCCCCGAGCCCGUGCGGCUGCGCUGGCUGCGGGACGGGACCCCCCAGAACCGGCCCGGGGACCCCCUGGGACAGAGCCCCUCCGUGCUCUGGGUGUCGGGUCUGAACCGCAGCAGCUCCUUCUCGUGCGAGGCGCACAAUGAGCGCGGGGUCAGCACGUCCCGGAGCGCCACCGUCACCGUUCUGGGCCCGGCCCCCAAAAAUCUGGGGUUGGUCCGGGCGGGGCCGCGGUGGCUGGAGGUGGCCUGGGAGCCUGGGGACAGCACUGGGGACAUCGGGGACAGCGCUGGAGACACCAGGGACAGAGGGUCCCAGGAGUGCACGGUGCAGGUGUUCCCGGCCGAUGUCGCCGAUGACGUCACCGCUGUCGCCGAUGACGUCGCCGCUGUCGCCGCCCCUGUCGCGAUAUCGCACUCGGUGUCGGUGCCGCCCUUCGCGCUCCGCCUGCCGGGGCUCCGCCCCCUGUCGCGAUACCGCGCGCGCGUGGCCUGUCGCGACAGGCGCGGCCCCACGGCCUGGAGCCAGUGGGUGACAGCGAGCACGGCGGAGGGCGUUCCCGCGGGGCCCCCCCAGAACGUCAGCGCCCACUGGGUGGGGGAGGGGCGCGCCCGGCUGCGCUGGGGGCCGCCCCUCCCCCCCCUGAACGGGAUCCUGGGCGGCUUCCGGGUGGGCUACGGGACCCCCGCCCAGCCCGAGGUGGUUCUGGACGUGGGGUUGGUUCACGAGGCCCUGCUGGAUUUGGGGUCCCUGGGCCCCAACGUCACCCUGAGGGUGGCACCCUACACCGGAGGGGGGGAGGGGCCCUGGAGCCCCCCCCUGCUGCUGCCGUCCCCUGCCGAGGCCCCACUGGAGACGCAGCUGGUGCGGCCCCCGCAGCUCCCCGGUGCCUGGUGGCCGGCGCUGAUGGCCCUGGUGGCCUUGGGGACGCUGGCUCUGGUGGCAGUGGUGGCGCUGGCGGCGCGGAGACGGCACAAGGAGACAAGAUACGGCGCCGCGUUCUCUCCCGCCGUUCGUUUCCGUGUGCGCAGCUCAUACGGGCGCCGCUCAGCGCAGGCCACGCUGAACCGUUUGGGGAUCAGCCCUGAGCUCAAGGAGAAGCUCCGGGACGUUCUCGUCGAGCGGCACCGGGUGGCGCUGGGCAAGACACUAGGCGAGGGUGAGUUCGGCUCGGUGGUGGAGGGGACGCUGCACCAGGACUCGGGGGUGCUGCGCGUGGCCGUCAAGACCAUGAAACUCGCCAUCUGCUCGCGGGGGGAGCUCGAGGAUUUCCUGAGCGAGGCCGUGUGCAUGAAGGAGUUCGACCACCCCAACGUCAUGAAGCUGAUCGGGGUCUGCCUGCAGCCGUGGGGGGGUGGCGAGGAGGGGCCGCCCCCUCCCCCCAUCGUCCUGCUGCCCUUCAUGGCCCACGGGGACCUGCACAGCUUCCUGCUCUGCGCCCGCCUCGGGGACCCCCCUAAGGCGCUGUCCCCCCGCACCCUGCUGGGGUUCAUGGCCGACAUCGCGGCCGGGAUGAGUUACCUGAGCCAGAGGAACUUCGUGCACCGAGACCUGGCGGCGAGGAACUGCAUGCUGGACGAGCGGCUCCGUGUGCGCGUGGCGGAUUUCGGGCUUUCCAAGCAGGUCGGGGGGUCGCUCUAUUACCGGCAGGGCCGCGGCGCCCCUGUCCCCGUCAAGUGGGUGGCGCUGGAGAGCCUGGCUGAGCGGGUCUACACCACCAAGAGCGAUGUGUGGUCAUUCGGAGUGACCAUGUGGGAGAUCGCUGCCCGCGGGCUGACGCCGUACCCGGGGCUGGAGAACAGCGAGGUGUUCGAGUUCCUGCGGGGGGGGCGGCGUCUGGGGGCGCCCCCGCAGUGUCCACCCCGGCUGUACGCCCUCAUGCGCCGCUGCUGGGCCGCCGACCCCCGGGCCCGCCCGACCUUCGAGGAGCUGGGAGGGGCUCUGGGAGGGCUCCUGCGGGGGCUGCCUCCCACCCCGGGGACCCCCGACCCCCUCUACGUCAACAUGGGCCAGGGAGGGGGUGGGGCGGCGGCCGCGACCCCCCCCGAGCCCUCCAAAACCUCCCCGGAGCCCCCUGGCAGCGAGGGGGCGGGGCCCGGCCGCUACGUGCUCUGCCCCGCCCCCCCCGAUUUUGGGACACCCCCCGAUCCCGAUUUUGGGGGUGUUCCCCCCGAUUUUGGGGCUUCUGAGGAGGGGGCGUGAUGGGAAGGUCGCCCUCCCCCCAAGAAAAAAAAAAAAGCUGUGGUACUGCCAGGGAUCCCCUCCCCCAAAAUAGGAGGGACCCUCCCUCAAAAGGUACUCGGGCAUUGUGGGACCCCCUCCAAAAUAACGGGACCCCCUUGGGACCCCCCCAGAAUAAAGGAACCCCCCCAAAAAAGGACUGCCCCCAGACUAAAUGGGGGGGAUAGGAGGGACCCCCCCAAAGGAACUCGGGCAUUGGGGGACCCCCCCCAAAAAAAAGGGACCCCCCAAAAUGAAAGGAACCCGCAAAAGGGAAGGACCCCCUUGGGACCCCCCCAAAAUGAAGGAACCCCCGCAAAAGGUUCUCGGGCAUUGUGGGAUGCCCCAAAAUCAGGGACCCCCCCCCUAAAAAAAAAGGGACUAUCCCCAAAAUAAAGGGGGGGAUAGGUACCCAAAGGUACUGGGGUACCCCAGGGACCCCCCCUGAAAUAAAGGGACCCCCCAAAAUUAAGGGAACCCCCAAAAGGUACACGGGCGUUGUGGGACCCCCCCCCAGAAUAACGGGACCCCCCAAAAUAAAGGGACCCCCCCCAAUAGGAGGGACCCCCCCUAAAGGUACUGAGGCACCCCAGGAACCUUUCCCCCCAAAGGAACUCGGGCAUUGUGGGACCCCCUCCCUAAAAUAAAGGGAGCCCUCCAAAAUGAAGGAAACCCCACAAAGGUACUCGGGCAUUGUGGGACCCCCCCCCCC
Oenanthe melanoleuca is the source of this 4736-nucleotide messenger RNA. RefSeq names its product AXL receptor tyrosine kinase (gene AXL). The record is from RefSeq and is a predicted model, not a curated record. Gene Ontology annotation, molecular function: protein binding; ATP binding; transmembrane receptor protein tyrosine kinase activity. Gene Ontology annotation, cellular component: signaling receptor complex. NCBI's taxonomy places the organism in Eukaryota, Metazoa, Chordata, Aves, Passeriformes, Muscicapidae. The transcript has 20 exons. Gene Ontology annotation, biological process: positive regulation of phosphatidylinositol 3-kinase/protein kinase B signal transduction; nervous system development; positive regulation of kinase activity. Bases 1289 to 4006 code for a protein of 905 amino acids.